This is a messenger RNA of Blepharisma stoltei, 950 nucleotides long. The record is from the annotation of a GenBank genome assembly. NCBI's taxonomy places the organism in Eukaryota, Ciliophora, Heterotrichea, Heterotrichida, Blepharismidae.
AUGGGAUAUAACUUUUGAAAAGCUGGACUUGCAAUCAAUUUGUCAAUUUUUUUAACAAGUAAGCUCAUAGAGAAGCAUGCAAAAUCUAAAAUCAAGGCUAAAAAUUCUCAAAUUGAUAAGGAAUUGACUACAUCGAAAAAUUAUUGGAAAGAAGCAAAAAAUCUCCAAGGUCGUAUUGAGAAAAAUAAUUCAAUGCUCAAAGACUUAGGUGAAAAGUUAAACCUCAUAGAGAUUUCCCUAAAUGGCCUAUCAAAUAAUAUAAGGGUAGUAGAUAGAAGCAUGCUAAGAUUGAAAUCUUUUACAACGAUCUACAAUAAUGAUGAAUCAGAAUCUUUCCCAGAGUACCUCUUUGAGUUUCAAUUACCCCCUUUAGAGAGAAAUUAUAGAAGUCGAAAUGCCCAUUUUGACGAACAAUAUCAGGUUGAAUAUAACUAUCAAAUAGAAAAAAUUUAUAUUGGAUUAUAUAAAUUAAUUAGAAUACUUUUAAGCCUUGGAAUGCUUAAAAUAUUCUUGCUUUCACACCAAAAUAUCUGGACAUUUCCUUUACACCUUAUAAAAGUUUUAUAUAAUUGCCCGAGGAUGGCACUAUUUUGUGCCAUCCUCGGGCAAUUUCUAUAUUCAAUUUAUGAUUUAAGCAAUAGCCUAAAAAAACUAAAUGAAAGAAAUUGCCAAGAAAAAAUGAGAUAGAAGAGAUAAAUAGCCACCUAUGCUUUCUAUAAGAUAUAUAAGAAAUAUUCAGUAUAAAAAGUAUAGAUAAGCUUUUGAGGUCAAAAGCUUAUAUUGAGGAUUGAAUAAAUGAAGCCAAAAUUAUUGAAAGAGAGCAAAUUGAUUCGAUGGAAAGAAUUAUUGAUUCUUUUACAAGAUCAAUUGAAUCGAAUUCAGAACUAAUUGCUCCUAUACAAAAGCACAUUGAAAAUCAAGGAAUGUCGGAGCAGAAUAAAAAUAAAUAG